This is a messenger RNA of Cololabis saira (Pacific saury), 729 nucleotides long. It is a transcript of the gene rps9, whose product is annotated as ribosomal protein S9. Gene Ontology annotation, molecular function: rRNA binding; structural constituent of ribosome. Gene Ontology annotation, biological process: positive regulation of translational fidelity; translation. The coding region runs from base 62 to 646 and encodes 194 amino acids. The record is from RefSeq and is a predicted model, not a curated record. NCBI's taxonomy places the organism in Eukaryota, Metazoa, Chordata, Actinopteri, Beloniformes, Belonidae. The transcript is spliced from 5 exons. Gene Ontology annotation, cellular component: cytosolic small ribosomal subunit.
ACUUCCCUUUAGCUUCCUCUUUACUGCGCGGUCCUGAACGAGACAGGUGCAGUAAGCCACCAUGCCUGUUGCCAGGAGUUGGGUUUGCAGCAAGACUUAUGUCACCCCCCGCCGCCCCUUCGAGAAGUCCCGCCUCGACCAGGAGUUGAAACUCAUUGGUGAGUAUGGACUGAGGAAUAAGCGUGAAGUGUGGAGGGUGAAGUUCACUCUGGCCAAGAUUCGCAAAGCUGCCAGAGAGCUGCUCACUCUGGAUGAGAAGGACCCCAAGCGUCUGUUUGAAGGUAAUGCUUUGCUCAGGCGUUUGGUGAGGAUUGGUGUGCUGGAUGAGGGUAAGAUGAAGCUCGAUUACAUCCUGGGUCUGAAGGUUGAAGAUUUCUUGGAAAGAAGGCUGCAGACGCAGGUCUUCAAGCUUGGACUUGCCAAGAGCAUCCACCAUGCCAGAGUCCUUAUCCGCCAGAGACACAUUCGCGUGCGCAAGCAGGUGGUGAACAUCCCCUCCUUUGUGGUUCGUCUGGACAGUCAAAAGCACAUCGACUUCUCCCUGAGGUCACCCUAUGGUGGUGGACGACCAGGCCGUGUCAAGAGAAAGAACGCCAAGAAGGGCCAGGGUGGAGCUGGAGGAGCUGAUGAUGAAGAGGAGGAUUAAGAAGGGUGCUCUUCAAGGAGUACUUUGAUUCUUCUUGCUCUGUUAAAAUUUAUAAAUAAAAAAAUUUUGGUCUCACCAGAUAA